AAGCAAACUUACAUUACAUAUCCUCUGUUUUUAUCCGGUAACAUCAUCAUUCCUCAAUAUUUUAUCACCCUUGAGAACUUUUGGUUUUGAGUCGAAAAUUAGGUUGGUGUUUCUGACAACGGUGAAGUGAUGAGAAACAUGGCCGGAGGUUCUUCCAACGGAAGGUCUCUGGGGCAGACGCCGACAUGGGCUGUUGCUGUAGUUUGCUUUGUGUUGGUGUUGAUUUCCAUCAUCAUCAAACAUAUAAUCCAUCUCAUAGGAAAGGCUGUUUGCAGAAUUGCGAAUAAGCCACAGGAAUUGAUCGCAGACAUUGAGGCAGAUGAUGCUGAGAAUCACUUGGCUGUUGUUGAAUAUGUAGAUGAUAUCUAUAAGUUCUACAAAGAUUCGGAGGGAGAUGAUCGAGGAGAUGAUCGAGUACAGAAUUACAUUGAUUUACAGCCUGAAAUCAAUGCAAAGAUGAGGGCGAUCCUAGUGGACUGGUUGAUUGAAGUUCAUGGCAAAUUCGAGCUUAUGCCAGAAACCCUCUAUCUCACCAUAAACAUAGUGGAUCGAUUCCUUUCUAAAAAGGUUGUGUCCAGUAGGGAACUUCAGUUGGUUGGCAUUGGUGCAAUGCUCAUAGCAUGCAAGUAUGAAGAGAUAUGGCCUCCUGAGGUUAAUGACUUUGUUUUCAUAUCAGACAAUGCCUAUAUGAGAGAUCAGGUCCUGGUAAUGGAGAAGGCAAUCCUGAACAAGCUGGAAUGGUACUUGACUGUUCCUACCCCAUAUGUCUUCUUGGCCCGAUAUAUCAAAGCCUCAAUCCCAUCUGACAACGAGAUGGAGAAUUUGGUGUUUUUCCUUGCUGAACUCGGCCUGAUGCAGUACCAGGCCAUUGUUCUGCACCAUCCCUCCCUGUUUGCUGCUGCUGUAGUUUAUGCAGCAAGAUGCACACUUGACAAAAGACCUCUUUGGAGUGAAACUUUGAAGUUCCACACAGGCUACUCUGAAGAACAGCUGAUGGAUUGUGCAAAGGUUUUGGUUAAAUUCCACUCCACAGCUGCAGAAGGCAAGCUCAAGGCAGUGUACCGGAAAUUUUCUGGUGCAAAUCACAGUGCUGUUGCUCUCCUCUCUCCAGCCAAGAGUCUUUUGCCAAAUCAUGAAGAAUUAAACUGAAUAUGAAAGGAGAUGCUUUUGGGUGAAAUGCUCUGCUUCGGUGGUGUGUAGGAAUAGAUCAUAUUUCCUAUUAUGAUCAUUUUAUCAUCUGAAUUGUGACAGAUUGUUUCCUUAAACAUCAAUUUGCUGCUCCUUGUAAGCUGGAUACACACCAGCUGGUAUUUUGUUGUUUCUAUGUGAAAAUUAGAGUGCUGUUGGUUAUAUCUUAAAUUCCAUCAGAAACUUCCAAACUAAAAAAAUGCUUGGCAAAAAAUUGAAACAUAAAACUGAAAUAUGCAG
Rubroshorea leprosula is the source of this 1428-nucleotide messenger RNA. The record is from the annotation of a GenBank genome assembly. NCBI's taxonomy places the organism in Eukaryota, Viridiplantae, Streptophyta, Magnoliopsida, Malvales, Dipterocarpaceae.